Molecule: messenger RNA, 29966 nt
Organism: Porites evermanni
Lineage: Eukaryota; Metazoa; Cnidaria; Anthozoa; Scleractinia; Poritidae
Source: the annotation of a GenBank genome assembly
CUGACGAAAUAUCUCAUUGUUUUUCUGAUUUUCUUUACAGGUGAUGUGAGACUUACCGAUGGGGGUGCUCCAAAUCAGGGACGAAUAGAAUAUUAUUUCAAUGAGACUUGGUGGACGCUCUGUUCCAAUUACUUCCAUGGUGACGUACACAAUACAGUGUGUCGAAAGCUUGGUUAUAAUUGGGCAACACAACACUAUCGAGAUAGUGAAUUUGGCGCUGGUAACGUGUCAAUUCUACACACUUCAUUUUACUGCGACUACGGUGCUUCCUCCCUCCUCAACUGCACCCAAGGCCCAUGGUACGAAGAGUGUCACGGUGGGGUGGUAGGAGUUGUUUGUGAUGAGAUGGUAUUUGCAGGUAAAUUAACUACGAAAUAUUUCUUAGAACGUCUCAAAGCUGUUUUUAAAGUAAACGAUGCACUACCUACCCUUGUGUAGUCACAGGUAUCCCAAGCUCACAGGAGUGAGAAUUGCUUUUACGUAAGAUAAACAUAUUAGGGUUUGUAAGGGUUGGUUUGGAGAUUUCAAAGCGAUCGGCGGCGACCGCCAGCGAGUAGCGAAAACAAUGCAUUUCUAAUCAGUUUCUCUUUUUUGGAAGGUUUUGGGCGAAUUAACACAGAAGUGGCUAAAAUGAACUUUUGGGAGGUUGGAAGUAUAAAUUAUCAAAGCAAAGAAUUAAAAGUAACACACACGCAGAGGGAAUAUUUUAUUUUAUUUUUCAAAAAGAGGCAAUUUUUGCCGGUGCAGAUACCUUAAGAUUAAGAGCAUAAUUUGUGACUAAUCGGAUGUAACUAAGCAGGUUUUUGUUUUUCGCGCAUGCGCAUAAGACUGCAUAAGCCAAAACUUGGCCAUUUUGCAAAUCUAUCUCGAUGUUUCUUACUCGCCCUCUUUUUCCCCUUUGCCUUUCUUUUCUACUCCAGGUUUGUUGUUCAUUUAAUCGUCUUUCACUCGCAUGGAAUUCGAUGUCUGGCUUUUUUUCUCUUUGAAACAGAAUAAGCUUAAUAUGCAAAGAAGAGGAGCUAAAAAGCGAAGUUGACAAUGAAUUUCCCCAUAAUGCUACUGUUUGUACAUAAAUCUGUCAGGAUUGAACAGAAUUUCUAAUACGAGGUAUCGGUGGAAAGAUCUAUCACUGCUGUCGCUGCAGCUUGCCAACUUAAUAGCUCAAACUGAAAAACUUAAACUGCUUGGAAGGAAAAUAUGCAUCGUUCUACAUGGAGCGAAAACGAGCUACAGUGUAAGGGGUCGUCAAAUGGUUGGGGAUGAAAAAAAGAAUUAAAAUACAUCAAAACUUCUUACCUUAUCUCCUUAUUUUAUCUACGAGGGGUUUUUGAACAUCGUUGGUCGUUUCAGGGCGAACCCACGGCGAAUUUUAAUUCGCCCACUUGCAAAACCAGCUAAAACCACCUGGAUUCUAAGUUCUCAGAACUGUGUCUUACUAUCUUAUACUAACAAGUUAAAUAAAGCAUGUUUUGGGUAAAAUUUUGAUGCCACUGGAAAAGCGUGACUAAAUCACAAGGACGAAACUGGUACAGCUUAGGUUUGUUUCAUCAAGUAUAUAUCCAGCAACUUUUCUGAUCAGCACUUGAUUCACCUCACGUACCACUACAGCGUCGUUCGUUUCGUUCCUCCAACUGCAGCUCUCACCCUUUCCCUAGGAUGAAAUUGCUUCUGUGGUUCCGCGAAUUUUAACCUCAUCUGAGAGAUGUUUUUCCCGGUAGAACUGUUAUUUCUCGUUGAUCAUUUUGUCCUUACAAGACCCUUACAAGGCGUCAUAUGAAACAAUCAACGAUAACAAUGCUAAACAAUACCUAUUGUCCUCGAAUUUAGGUGACCUUAUAUUGAUACUAUUACAGUAUUGCAAAUUUUAAAGGAAAUGAAUAAUUUUUACCAGCAUGGUACGUUUCUUUCCACCACAAUUUAACCCCCAUUUUCUUCAUUAAAAUUUCUUAGAAUGCUAUGCUAACCUGACAGACAUAUCAGGACAGCUGGUUUUCAAGAGGGGUCCGAAACCUCAAGAGACUUUGUGCAAAUGGACAAUACAAAAUCCUAACGGAUAUCAAGUCAUUGUAAAUCUUCAGCGCUUCAGGGAACAUUGCGGGUGAGUUUUCUGGUGCCCCUUCUGUCCUUGGUUUGUUCGUGUUACUGUACUUAUACAGUUAUUAUUUAGAAUAGUUUGGCUUUAUUAAAGCUGACCUUGCAUAAAGUAUAUAUUACUUACAAAAUGAUUACACUUUUUACUUUUCGCAGAACCCCUGAGGUAAAAAUCUGGAACGAAUGGAAUGAGAUAGAAAACAGACAUAACUGUCAGCACUUAAAGACUCCUGUCCUGUGGUUCUUUUCUGCAACGUAUGUCACUGUAGUAGUAAGAAUUUGGGACGAAUAUAACUACGCACUGCCUUUUGUUGCAAGCUAUGUUCUCAUGAAAGGAGACCUAAGCUCAGGUAAGCUGAAGGUUUAGUAAAUCCGGCGUUUGAAUGUUACGUUUGGGUUUUACGGUAGUAGACUAUUAGAUUUUGCCCAUAAAUGAAUAAUCAUAUAUAUANAGCUCUCACCCUUUCCCUAGGAUGAAAUUGCUUCUGUGGUUCCGCGAAUUUUAACCUCAUCUGAGAGAUGUUUUUCCCGGUAGAACUGUUAUUUCUCGUUGAUCAUUUUGUCCUUACAAGACCCUUACAAGGCGUCAUAUGAAACAAUCAACGAUAACAAUGCUAAACAAUACCUAUUGUCCUCGAAUUUAGGUGACCUUAUAUUGAUACUAUUACAGUAUUGCAAAUUUUAAAGGAAAUGAAUAAUUUUUACCAGCAUGGUACGUUUCUUUCCACCACAAUUUAACCCCCAUUUUCUUCAUUAAAAUUUCUUAGAAUGCUAUGCUAACCUGACAGACAUAUCAGGACAGCUGGUUUUCAAGAGGGGUCCGAAACCUCAAGAGACUUUGUGCAAAUGGACAAUACAAAAUCCUAACGGAUAUCAAGUCAUUGUAAAUCUUCAGCGCUUCAGGGAACAUUGCGGGUGAGUUUUCUGGUGCCCCUUCUGUCCUUGGUUUGUUCGUGUUACUGUACUUAUACAGUUAUUAUUUAGAAUAGUUUGGCUUUAUUAAAGCUGACCUUGCAUAAAGUAUAUAUUACUUACAAAAUGAUUACACUUUUUACUUUUCGCAGAACCCCUGAGGUAAAAAUCUGGAACGAAUGGAAUGAGAUAGAAAACAGACAUAACUGUCAGCACUUAAAGACUCCUGUCCUGUGGUUCUUUUCUGCAACGUAUGUCACUGUAGUAGUAAGAAUUUGGGACGAAUAUAACUACGCACUGCCUUUUGUUGCAAGCUAUGUUCUCAUGAAAGGAGACCUAAGCUCAGGUAAGCUGAAGGUUUAGUAAAUCCGGCGUUUGAAUGUUACGUUUGGGUUUUACGGUAGUAGACUAUUAGAUUUUGCCCAUAAAUGAAUAAUCAUAUAUAUAAAUAAAUAAUAAUAUUAUUUGAUGACAUAUAUAAAUAAUGAUAAUAAAAAAAAACAUGCAUACUCGUGAUUGCGCUCAUUUCCCUAUCGACAAUUUGUAAACCUAAACGACACAAAAUCGUGGCAGCGUACAAAAUCGCCUGUUCCAGGCUCUCAGAUAGAAGGAGUAGCGCGUGAGUAAAAGGCAGGCGAAAAUGUUAGCGCAUGAUCAGGGAAACGGGGAGCUGUCUCCAUUUCGCGGACGCGACUAUCUCGGAGCUUGGAAAAGGCUACGUCCAAUUUAUACCUGAUUAUACGUUUUUUUUACCAGUAGACGGUAAAGUAAUCCUAAUGCCCGAUAAAAAUCGAGGGAACUUUUGAAAGAGGUAGUGUCAAGCCACAAAGUGAUCCAAAAGGGUCAGAAACAGUCGCGAGACGUCGUGACAAAAUCAAAAACCGUGCGACUACUUAGGGCUUUGCGUAAGAAGAAGACUGUAAGUGUAACAUCUCACGAUCCGUUUAAAGGGAUUACUUUGUUGGUUUGUCAAUUAUUGAGCCAUAAUUCCAACCUCAUUGCAGCACCAGGCAUUAGUGGCUGGAAUUUCAACAUCCUCAAUGUGACUGAAAAAAGCUUUUACGUCCAAUGGCAAGGGCUAACCAACGAGAUCAGCCAACAGGUGAAAGCGUACAUCAUUCAUGUGAGCUGGUCGAACCACUACGGGGGAUAUGAAACCACAGGAAAAAUUCUGCCUUCAAAUGUCACAUCCGCGAUCAUUGAUGGCCUAGAUGGAUUUUCUGAUUAUACAGUUAUGGUUUUCGCCGUUGAUGAUUUAGGAAAUCCACAUAAAAGUAGCGCUACAAAUGUUAAAACACUGGAAGGAUGUGAGUGCAUAUUUUGUUGGAUUUUAGUUUGGUUAGAGUCUUGCGCGAUGUACUUGUCAGACAACUGCAAAAGAACCCAUGGAUAGAUAAAUAUGCUUUACACAAGAAAUGUUUCCAUUCACUUACAAUAAUCCGAUAACCUAGGCACUUUUUUAGUUAACCUCUCUCGAAAAAACUUUUUACCUCGAGAGUUGGUAAAGUUAAAGAUCUUUCAAUUCCGGAAACGGUCUAUCUUCUACGUUGAUGAGCAAACAUGUACGUUCUCCUUACUUCUGUAUUAAAUCUUGCCAAGAAAGGUUGUAUAUGACAACAAUAUUUCGCGAAAUUAGAUUUAAGUACUUUAAAUUGUCAGCGUUUGUAUUUUUCCUUCAGCUCCUUCUGAAUCACCAUCAGAUGUCCGGAUUGAUUCUAUUACAACAAACAGUGUUCGCAUCCAGUGGCAUCCAAUAUCAGAACAUGCGCACAACGGUCAUUUACUUGGUUAUACUAUUCGCUAUCAUUCCUCUUGUUAUAACAAUGGAGGACGGGAGAACGUCAGUGCGUCAACGACAAGCUACACUCUUUCAGGCCUUCGCACGGGAGCCAGAUAUGAUAUUUGGAUUGCUGGAUACACUUUGGCAGGAAUUGGACAGGAAUCCCACAGGGAUAUUUUUACAUGUAAGAGCUCCAGCACAGCCGAGAUUCUACGGAAAAUUCCGUGGAGAUUGAGGCAGCGUUCACACUUGGUGCCCGAGUACGAAAUUCAACUGGCACUAAUGUGAACAAAUCCAUUUUUCAGGCUGCCAAUUUAAGCCAGAAUUUGUGAAAGGUGUUUUUGGCCGAGUUCAAGGUCGGGACCUUGUGCUCGGGCGCUUAAGUGCGCGCAGGGACCCUUUGUGUACGCAUUUUCUUUCAGGUCUGAGGCAAUCAACUGCUUUGGAAAUACCAGAAACUUCCAGCACGCUCACGUUUUAAAAUGGCUUUUGAUACUGAAUGUGAGGUGGAACAAACAUGCUACACAUAGUCACAUAUCUGGUACUCAAGGGGUGAACACAACACCGGCCAUUAUAUGCCGGUACCAGGGCAUUAGUGCUCAGGCGCCAGACAUGAACAGUCUCUAAGUCAUUGUUGAUACUGAUGAGAUGAAAUUAUUUCAUUUAUUUUGAGAACUACUGCUUAGUAUUAAUCCUUACACAAAUUCGGAGGCGAAAACAUGUCAAAGGAAAUUGACCAAAACUUUGUUUUGGUCAAGUCCGUUCUGUGUUAACUCACAAUUAUAACCGUUGAAAAGUUACCAUAAAUAUUUUUGCAAUCUUUCGAAGGAGCUCGAAUUUACACAUGCCACACUUAUUUUAUUAUUGUUUGAGUGGAACGAAUAUUAUAGGAUACCGGGUAUUCAGACGACUGGAAAUUAGUUGAAACCGCGGUCUUCGAGAUGUCUGGAUAUCCGAUCAAAUAAGGCGUUAAUGCGUCGAUCGAUUCUCAAAUUAAUAGUUCUUUGAAAUAAAGUGAAAGUUUUGAAGUUUAGAAAAUUCUUCUAACUGUUAUUCGUCUUUUAAAAUUCAUUUCCUUGUUGGGCUAUUUUCUUUCUAUAUCAAAUUAUAACUAGAGGUAUAUUAUAAAAAGGAAACACGGGCAACAAUGUAUAAAUCAGGGGCUUAGCUGCGAGUGCGCCAGUACGCCAGCACGCCUGUGCGCCCUUACGUAUAUUAAAGAUUUAAUUUAAAAAAAAGAUAAAUAGGGAGAACAAAGCAGGGGAAAGAGACAGACGGAAAAUAGAGAAUCGAAAGAAUAAUCGCAAAUGCACCUCCGCAUUAAUUUCUGUCAGAUAUUUUUUUUUAUAUCAAAAUGCAGUGUUUUCCCGGAUUUCGCCUCACACGCAAGAGUAAGAGCCAAAAAUGAACGUUACAUGAGGUGGUAUCCGGUGACUGCAUACCUGUGCGGACGCGCUAUGUUUGUUAAGGAGUUGUACUGUGAUCGUUUUGUUAAGAUUAGCUUUUAUUUGAUAUUAGAAGGCACGAUAACUUCGAAUCUUUCUGUGCAAGUCCAUAGAAUGAAUACAAGUGUUGUGCAAAAAAUAGUUUUCAAAGCAGCUAUUAGUGGACGUUACAGUAAGCCAUGUCUGCUGCUAUUAAAUCAUAGUCCUUCGACAAGAGGAAUGAUUACCUCACAAAAUGUACUUUGCUUUAAAGCGUGUGAAGCACAGACAACAUUGACUGACAAUAAUGGCACCAUACAAAGCCCAGGCUAUCCUUGUGAAUAUGGUGGAUUCCAAUAUUGUAACUGGGCAAUCAGACCAAGUGGACCUGCAUCAUCAAUCUUAAUUGAAUUCCAUCAAAUGAGUUUGUCCGUUUACCAUCAUUACCAGUUCUUCUAUUGCAGGUAGGCCAAUUGCAUGUAGUGUCUUAGCGUCUUUGUUUGUUUGUUUUGUUUUUCGCGACUGACUUUUAAAAGAAAACAUAUUGCAGAGAAAAUGCCAUUUACAGUGCAGAUCUCGUCUCAAACGCGCUCUCUUCUCAUAAUAGUGCUGCAGAGAAUUAUAAAACCUCAGAGGCGGAUCCAGGAAAUUCAGAAAGGGGUGGCCGGGACACUUUUCCACUUGUUAGCUAUAUAGAUACUUUUUAUUUUUCUGAGAGUUCUAUAAAAAAUAAUACCUUCUCUUCAAAGAAAAAGGGGUGGCUGCAGCCCCCUCAGCCCACCGCUAAAUCCACCCUUGAACCUUUACCACAAAAAGUCACUAAAUGAUAUGAGAAGUGGGGCUUUUAGAAGGAGGUUCCAAAUUUGGAAAAAAAAAUCAGUUGAGGCGACCAGUAACGAGAGGUGACCAUGGACGCACAUGGAACUCGAGCUCAAUGAUUGUUAACCCUGGUCAAUUGGCAAAACUCCUGGGCCAAUUUCUUAAAACGGUUUCAUUUGUUAUAUUAUGCCCAUUGUUUUAGUAUCUAAAAACAAUAGUUACACUUGUCAAGUACACUUCUUGUAGUUUUAUUAGACUGAACCCUGUAUUGUUUCUCAACGUACUAAUUUAAGCUCCAUUUCUCUUGUCUGAUUUAGGUUGCAAGACUAUCUUGCAUUCUCAUCUGCAGUGAACAAGAAUGCCAGUUUUUUGUGUGAUGGAGAUGUUAAUUACGUUCUUGUAUCAAGUAGUCAGGCUGAUCUUACUUUUUCGGCGCUUCACGACAAACGCUCCUCUGGUUUUAAAGCCACGUAUGAAAUCCUGCAGAGUAAUUUUACAGGUAAUAAUUACAACAGCCUUUCGUUAAGUAGCCUGCAUAACUGGCGCUUUAUGAGCCAAGCGAGGCUUACAUGGAAUUUCGAGGCCGAAUCGCGAGACGAGCACGAAUCGCGAAGCGGGAGGAGCAAUGCAGGCUAUUCGUAAAGCAAUGGUUCCGACAGAUUUUUGGACGAUUGUUCUGAACAUUUUAGGAUCGGUGAUACGACUCAAUGAAUAUUUCGUUGGGGGCAAUGUAAACAUUACUGAGGAAUUCGAAUCCCGGAAAAGAAAAAAAACCUUAGGCUAGCGGAAAAGGACUAGACGUAAUUGUUGCAAAUUUAUCUGUUGAGAAUGAACAGGUAGUCAGAUUUGAGUAAAACUUUUUGUUCCACGUAAGGGAAAUUAAUACAGUCUUGGAUUCUGGAUUCCACGCCAUGGAUUCCGGAUUCCAGGUACUGGAUUUCGGACUUUUUGUCAGUGGGUCCUGGAUUCCGAAUUUAAAUCGCUACUGGGAUUUCGGACUCUUUUAUUCCAAAGCCCAGGAUUCCGAAGCCAGCCGUGGCCAGCCACGGGAAAACCGGGUUUUGCCUUUCUCCAGUCCUGCCGAGCCUUGACUCGACUGACUGAAAAGGGACUGCUCGGAGUCAAAAACAUUUUUAGGAACCCAGAUUUCACAAGAAAAAAUUUCUCCGAUUCUUAUAAUCAUUGCACCAGGGGGGGAAUUAUGACUACGAUGCGAUGAUGAGUCGACCAUGUUGCCGUUUAACAGCCCUGAAAUUGAUGAGAGUCCGGUAGGGACAAUUGCCAAAUUCUGGUAGCGGCGUUCCUUUAGUAGGACUGGCAUGGGCGUGUUUAAUUACGUUUCUUUUCGUUUCUUAUAAACAUUAGCUGAAACUGCGCUCUCUUCAUGGAAUGUCUCUGAAAGAUGGGUAAAAGAACACGAAGCUGAAGUAGAAUGGACAGAAUUUCCUGGACAUGGAGAGUAUAUUGCUCAAUUUGCUCUAAUGGUAAAAGAGCUUAAUAAAGAUAUAUCCAGGCUUUAUCUAGUCUAUCAGCACGACAGGAAUAGACACAUCCAAGAGUUGAUACCAAACCGUGUGUACGUGGUUCAAAUUUUAGCUUUCAAUGGCUCACUCACUGAUGGUCCGUCCUACUCAAGUAAAACGAUCAUUAUUACAACGCCGCCAGGCGGUAAGUUACAAGAAAGUGGUGAAUGCAGUAAAUAACGCAACGAUUUCUUUCUUUGUUUUACACACUUUCCUCGUCACGUCGAAGAAGAACAAUUUACGCUCCUCUUACGAACUACAACAAUCUCGCCUUGAGUAUUAUCUGUUCUUAGUUGUCUCAAUAUGCUUCUAUUUUCGGGCUUUCAGCUCGUUAAAAAAUAACAUUUCUUCUCCUUUGGUAAUGUACCCUUUUGUACUGGGUAUUAUUCGGCUCUUUCGUAUAGGUUUGGGAUAUUCAAAAUUAAAUUCCUCGUGCUAAUACUUCCUCGUAAUAAUACCGACGCUUUAUUGAAAUGAUUACAUUCCUCUUCCAAUUCAAUUAAAAAUACAAAAUACUAAUCAGAUGUUGUUGUCUUUACUAAUAAUACCAUAGGACCAGCAUUUUUGGUUCAUGUCUUAUUAUUGUGUCUCCUUUAGCGCCUAGUGUGUCUCCCGUUUUCCAUCUGCACAAUCUGCAAUCCGGCAAUGCUAUCGUUGUUGUAUGGAGACCGAUUCCGCCAGAACGUCAACAUGGUGUGAUUAAUGGGUAUAACUUGUACUAUAGAGAACGACAUCAUCACGAAGAGAGAAAAAUGAACAUCAGCUCGUCUGAAAAACGAGUGACUCUCUUCGAUUUGCAACCAGUGAAGGAGUACGAGAUUGCAAUUGAGGCCUUUACAUCCAUAGCAGGACCCCGUUCGGAAUGGCAGACCAUCGUAGUUGGUAAGUGGCAGUACUGUCUGUCAAACAUUCCCAUACAAGCAUGAAGAAAUCUAAAAUAAUAAAAAUAUAUAUUAUUUUAUAACAGAACAAGAAUAAAGCACGGCGCAUUCUGAUUGGCCAAUUUCCCAUUUACUAUUUGCCCAUGGGUGAAUGGUGGCCAAAGUUAGCGCGGGCACGUUCUUUUUUCUCUCUAAAAGUCCGGGUGGCCAUGCCAUUUACCGGCAAGACGCGAGAGCUGUUUGAAAUGCAAAAUAUCACCCCGAAGUGGCCUACAAACAUAAACUGUGAAAUGCACCCAGGCAAAGAGUUUCGUGAAUGACAAUGACAUCCAGCUUUUAUAAAACAUUAAAUUUCAUAGGCUAUUGGCUUCUCAAAGGAGUGUGGUGGCGGUGGUUGCGAUCGGACUGAUCGAAUCAAUUGAAUUAUAAUUUUUUCUAUUUGCUUUAAAAUCAGUUGAGUAUAAAUUUUUGGAUUUUUAUAGGUUGAAGCGUAUUCCUUUUUUUUUUUUUUGGUUAUAAGUACUGAAAAGUAUAUACAUAGACGCUUCGCUUUUAGCCUUCGCUAAAUCUAUAUAAUUAUUAACGGUUUAAUAUUGUAUUUUGCUACUGUUAGGUUGUGGAGGGACAUUUAAUCAGUCAUACGGAAUGAUGAACCUAAGUAGAUCGGACUGGGACUGGGACACUCGCGAAUGCUCUUGGACAAUUUACAAUCCUGGAAUAGAAAAUGCAGUCCUUCUAAUGUCCAUAUGGAAAAUAAAGUUCCACAACUGCGGAUACAAGUAAGACAAAUUUCUUUCAAGUUUUAUUUUUAUGCCGUUAUUUAUGAUCAUCAUCAUCAUCAUCAUCAUCAUCAUCAUCAUCAUCAUCAUCAUCAUCAUUCCUUUUGUGUCAGUUCUUUGUCAGUUUGCCAAGUUUAACUUCGCUUUAAAUCAGAGAAAAAUACAAUACAAGUAAAUAAUAAUAAUAAUAAUAAUAAUGAUAAUAAUAAUAAUAAUAAUUACAAACUAAGACGAUUAACUCAAGAUGUUUUUGACUCAGCUUUAUAUAUUUAGUAUACUUUUUUUUUCAACAUAUACAAAAAAAACUUUUACCGAAUAUUUAUACCGUAUACUUAUUUUUGUUGUUGUUUUGUCUUGCUGCUGUCGAUCUAUCAGGAGUUAAUGAUAAGCUGGCAAAAAAUAGUUACAAUAAAAUUAAGGUAAAUAAGAAACAAUUGUUAAUAUUAGCAAAACAACAAAUUUGCACGUGCAUCACGCUUUUUGUGCAUUUCUUUGCCGUUGCUGCACGACUACAACGUGAAAGUGCCUAAUUUCACGUUUUGUCGAGGACGUGAACUACAUGUGACAACGCUUUUAUUUUUCUUUUCCUGAACUUCAACGGCAGUCUUUUAGAAUUUAACUGCAGAUAAUUUGACAACAUUUGACGAAUUGAACGAGUUGGAAUAAGCGCGAUAAUGUUUGAAGUAGCUCGAAUUUACUUUUUAAGUGAUGUUUUCAUAGCCGUCGCCGUCGCCGUCAUUGCUGCUUGAACUCCGUAAUAAUAAUCUAAAGAUACGCCGUUCAUUUAUAGCGACGAAUAUGCUACGAUACUCAAGGGUGACCAGGAGGCUAAAACUCACCGGGGAUGCGAUCCUCUACGCCUGGAUAUGACAACAGUACCGUUCGGAGAUUCAAACUUCCUUAAAGCAGAAGUUCGAAUACAGAAUCCGCAAAGUCGAGUGUGGACUUCUUUCGUAAUUGUCAAAGGAGGCCUUGAAUCAGGUGACUAUAUUAGUGUUUUGGAUACAUUUCUGUUCUUUCCCACAAAUCUGGUAAUGUUUGGGUAUCCCUGAAAAACAAAACACACACACACAAAAAAAAAAAAAAAGUAUACUCUUAAUACUUACCCUUAAGUAAUUGAGCUUUAAAAUACGCUUAUUUCAUGGCGGAGUUUAAGAGUCGUGGCUUUGUUUCUGAAUUUGAAUUUCCUAUAUUUCCAAAACACAGGAGUUUGCAAUUAGUAAUACGUCGUCGUUAUAAGAUAACGACAUUUUUCACAUGCUCCGCUCGCAUGUUUAACUGUGUUGUUCCUCUUUCUUUGUAGCUAUUGAUCCUCCCACGGAGUCUUGGGGUUUAACAGCUGAAGCGAGUGGUAAAAGUCUCCUCGUAAACUGGAGCUCCUUCCCAAAUGAUUUAAACGCCGUGUACUUCAUAGUUUCUCUGAAUCAAACAGAAAUUCAUGAAAAUAAUGAUCAUCAUUAUGACCAUGAAAACUACAAUCCUAUACGCAUGCUCAGGUUUUUUAACGUUUCGGAGACGGAGGUCAACGUAUCAGACAUUCCUGCAGACACAGAGUUCCAAGCUGUCGUCUAUCUCCUGGCCUUAAAUAAUGAUAUCUACAAAAGUGAAAGACUCACCAUUAAAUCUGCUGAGGGUGGUAAGAAAUUAAAGUUUUUUAUACAUUAUUCGAAGCCAAGCGGUUGUCUGCAAAUAGUUGUGGUUGCUGGAAAUCGAUGGAAAUAUCAAAAUGUCGUACCCGUUCGAUUCAUCAAUUAGGCAAUUUCACAAUUCGUUUGGGUGCCAUUAUACCCGAUACUACUGAGUUGUGGAAUAUUUUAGGAGGAGCUACUUACUAUGUGAGCACAGUUACUAACAAGGGAUAGGAAAACAAAGGGAUGGAAAACAGAGAAAAGUAAAUGCAAUACACCAAAUAACAAAUUAAACGCUUAGGGUGUUAAUUACUAUUCAUAUUUGGGCCAUCGUAAGACAUUCCAAUUGCGCACUGAGUCAGCAACUAGUUGUGCAAUGCCAUUAUUGGUUUCGCUCAAUUUAACACUGCAAUAGAUUGUAGAAUAUUUUAGCAUAAGCAACCCACAAUUUGAGUGCAUGCAAUCAGUGACAGGACGUAUUAAUUUCGAACGAAGAGGACAGACGGGUAAUUGUUUUUGCAGGAAAUAUCUAUGAUUAAAUGCAAUUCCAAAAUAGUGUUGUUUCCAUGAGAUCUAAGACCAACUGUAGAACAUAGGGAGAAGAAGGAGGAGGAGCCACCUACAGACAGUGUGAGCAACGUUUCUGACAGGACAUAGGAGUUAGGAGUACAACCCAGAGUAAAUGCAAGAUGUCAAAAAAGAAAGAACUAAACGGGCGACAAUUGUAGUAGGUUCUAAAGGGCUGCAAAGCUAAUGAACUAAACGCAAAGUUCAGCUUAUCAUAAGUACGUAUAUCUGAGAAAGUAUGUUUGCAGACUGCCUUAAGAUAUUUCUUACAGUCUUAGUUUAUUUUUGAUCUUGCUAACUGUCGUAAGACUACUUAACUGAUAGAUUGAUAGAUAUUAGAAAGAGUUUUCGCACACUCUUAAAGUUACAACAAAACUACUUGGAUGAGUCUUGCCACUCUAUUACCAGGAUCGUGUUCUCGAUCCGUAAUUGCUCUGACCAGCUGUGCAUGGUUUGGCAUAAACAAGAAUUGAAGAGCACCUUGUGAUGGCGAAACGACAAGGAAAUGUAACAGCUACGCAGCUCACAGCUUCCCUUUACUUCAGGGGUUUCUUGUUAUAGUAUCUAGCUGUUUCAUUACUUGUAACUCCUCCUUAUUUGUUUAUUUUCUUAUCAAGUACCCAGUGAAGCACCUUAUAUCCACGACUGGAGACAAGACUUUGAUGCACGCAGCAUUUCAUUCCGAUUAGAAUCCAUUGAAGAGAGCAAUCGUGGAGGAAAAAUACUGGGAUAUAAGCUGAGAUAUCAUCGAUUUGGGAGAUCAGGCGAGAUAGUAUACCAGGACUUGGACGUGAACACUGAGCAAGUUACUUUGAAUAAUUUAAUUCCCGGGAAGGUUUACGUUAUUUCCAUUUCAGGAUACACAAGCGCAGGAGAGGGAAAAACCAGAACAGUCUCCGCUGCGUGUAAGUUUGUAACCUCCUUCGCAAGGUCCUUUCUCUCUCGGUGUAGGGAGGUCGAGUAGGAAAGGACGCUGGAAUCGAAGUUGUGCAACUUUGUAGUCUUAUAAAUAACUACGUAGGCAGCUGCUGAGACGAGAAGAGAGGGUCGUCUCUCGUUUUCCAUGUGUACUUCGUAGAGUAGACAAGAGAAAGGAGGAGAAACAAAAAAAAUUAAAGCCCUGAGAAAGAUGAAACACAAGAGGGUUUUGCUUGGCUCAAUUGACAGCCACUGUUCGGGAAAAAGAGCCCGCACUAGUAUCAAAGACCCGGCUCGGGAGAACGGCAGAAACCGAGCCUAAGGUUUUACUUGCGUUAUUAAUGCUAUAUAUACGUAGGUUCCUUAUGUUACUGCUUGUGCUCAUGUGCUUCUUUCAUAUAUGCCUUACUUCUUCUUAUGCAUAUCCUUGCAAAGUAACUUGAACCAAUCCUUACAUUUUCUAUAGCCACCAUUAUCCACCAUGUAAAAAUAACCUAAAUUGCAUUAUUUAUGUUCACAACGUAAGCGCUGCUUCCAAAACAUCCGUAGCGUGUUUUCUUUACGGUUUAGGUCAAAACUAAUAUCAAGUUAAUAAUAAUAAUAAUAAUAAUAAUAAUAAUAACAACAAUAAUAAUAGUUGCGUUCGUAGAACACCAUCAUAAAUUUGUUAGCCAGAAAAAAUUGAGAGUUUUGGCGACGGACUUCCAAAUAACUUCGCCUCUUGAAAGAACGUAGCGCCGCCCUGGGUACGAACGAUACGAUACAAUACACAUGACUUCUUUCGACUACUACUGGAUGACUGUUGAUCAACUUGACUGGAUCGGUAUAACACAUACAGGAAACUUUCAAAGUGUUUCUCGAUCUGUUUUCCUUCUUAUGCUCGAUUCAAGGUUUUCCUGAUGCUAGCGAAGUCGCGAAAAUCAAGUUUUAACGAGAACAUAGGUGAAUUCUGCUCUAUUAUUAUUAUUGUUGCUUUUAUUUUAUGGCGCCUUAGAUUACUUGGAUAUAGUUCGAAUUCAGGCAUAUGCGAUAAAGUGCGUUAAGAGAGCAAAUUUUUGGUGUACACGGCGUACAAAAAAUGUUCUUUCGACUUUCGAAGAUCGUUUAGUUACUUUAAUAAAUUAAGGUUCAUGAAUUGAAGUGUGGAUCUUUCAACCUUGAGUCACAUUUUAAGCCCUUUCGAUGAUUUGAGUAGAUAAUAAAAAACGCAUGCAGCGUUCAAGUUAAAUAACUAUUGCUCGAGCCUUUCCCGAUAACACCGCACUUUAUUUACUUAAGUAAUGAUUUAGAAAUUUAUUAAAAGAACUCUACAAUAGAAGCCUGUAAAAAUCUAUGGUCUGCCCCUCAGGCAAGUUAAGGCAUCGGUUGAAAGGCUAAAAAGACCCCCUCGGCGACUGCAAGGAUCAUUUUUAAUGACGUAGAAGGAUCUAAGUAAAGGGUUCCACAAAGAUAUGAUAAGACAUAUCUUACUAAAAUAGUUUUGGAAAAUUCAUCCCAAGCAUCACGUGACAUUCCUUGGACCAUGACGUCAAAAAACCUGUUUUUUCAAACGGGGUAAGUUGUUACAAAAAUACUUGUCAUCAAAUUGUCAGCGAAACUGUCUAGAUUGUCAAUUAGCCCUGCAAGAUGGAUUGAGUUAUUUAAGUCUUUUAUAAGUCACGUGACAUGUUUUUCAUUAUCUUGUAAUCCUUGCUCCACCUAUGCAUACACGCAGGGCUAUCUAGGCUAUGGGAAAAACACUGGUGCCUAAAAAUAUUUGCCGCUCUUUCAUUUCCUUUCCACCGUUUUAAUUUGAACACUUUGAACGUUAACGUUCAUUUCCAGGUCACGUGACUAAUAUUUCAACAAUGAAUAUGUCACACAUUGUUAAGGCCACCGAGCUAAAACUAUUUGCCAAGUUUCAUGACGACUGAUCAAAACAAUCCGUUUCAAAUGCCACUUUGCCAAAUUAUGCAAAUUAUGAGGUGACCCAUGCCUUAACAUGCCUGAGCCGGAAAUAACUCACUUCGCAUAUCGAACACACCCUUUAAUCUAUGAUUACCCCUAGUUAAUAGUAUAAAAGGGGAAGAGAUAGUACCCACUUACACUCCAUUUUCCACAGGUAAGAUAUAUUUAGAUUCGUUCCCAGACUAUAGACCCCAAGGGGAUUAGGCAACAGCUAAACAAAUGGCACCAAUGUUACGCGUUCACGACCUACGCUCAUAGCUACGCUCCCCUUAUGUUUUAUAAGUUUAUUUACUACCUUUUUUUCCUCAAUUUGUUUUGUCUCUUCACCAAAAGAGACAAGAGAGAUUGAGGAUCAACCUAGAUUAAAUCGAAAUUAACCUGGAAUCAGAUUUGGCUUUUAAAGUUUACACAUAAUCUGUCACGCACCAAAAAAUAAUUAGUUUUUCUACUUGUUUUUUAGUAUGUGGUGGUGUAAUAAAUGCACAGAUGGGAAAUAUUUCAAGUCCUGGCUAUCCUAAUACUCCAUACAGGCCUGAAGACCAACAUGACGACAAUAUCCGCUGUCACUGGAGACUUCGACCUCCGACCGGGUCGUAUAUGAUGGUGACAUUAAAGAACUUCUUUCUUGGCCGCAGAGAAUGGAAUUAUUGCAGGUCAGUGUUUAUGUUCAUGUAAAGCCUUCUUCAAUGUCCCUUGAAGAGAAUGUACCGGAGUAUAAUACAUGGUCAGCCUAUUAAGCAAGUUAUUAAGAAUAACUUUCAUACGGCAACCCUUCAGACCUUAUUACUUUGUUGAACCUUUGUUCUAUUUAUUUAUUUUUUAACCGAUGGCUUAAUGUAUGAAUAAACAAAUAAUUUUACCGCCCUAUUUUUCAGUGGGCAACUUAGAGUACACUUUCCUGAUCGCGACUGGGACGAAAGUAAGAGUAUGGACUUUUGUGGAAAAGAAACGAAUUACUCCAUUCUUAUAAAGAACAGGGAUGUUGAUAUACAAGCCUGGGGAUUCCAUUACCAUCGAUAUGACGACGAGUUUAGAAAAAAUAAUGGUACCAAGUUUCUAGUCGAAUUCAAGGCUUUCUCUGAAGAAGACUUGACAGGUAACGUUUAAUAUACAUUAAAUGCCUUUUCCUUUAACUGUCAGUCCAAUUUUUGACAGCUGUUUGUCAAAAUUUGCGUUCAUUCUAUAAAAAUGUUUUAUUUUUAUUCUUAAUAAUUGAGUUCUUGUAUCAAUUAUACUAAAUUUAGCAUAUUUUAUCAAGUUUAUUAUAACUGUUAUUAGUAGAUACACACUCAGUGAUCUUGGUGAUCCAAGCAAUCCGAUUGGUUCGUUUUUUCGGACUAUGACGUAACAUUUACCUCGCUAGACGAGGUGUUUUGCCAAAGUUUCAGAGUAAGAACUUGUUGAACAUAUAAGAAAAUGCCGAGUGUCGUUGUGUUUGAAGGUAGGAAAAGACUUUAUGGUGUUUUUUUCACUGUUUUGUGAACUCGGGAUUUCCUGGAAAAACGAAUUGAAAUAGAAAUCAAUUUAUGGGGAAAAAAAGGAAAGCAAAAUUUUCGCAAAUUUUAUUGCCAGCAAGUUAACAAGGCAAUGAACACCACAGAUAAACAACGCUCACCUCGAUCGUAGCCGCUGUUGACAGCAUUUGCAAGAAGCGACCAAAAAGAAAAAAACUUACUCACGGUGAGUUGAAAGAAGCAUAAAGCUCCGCGUCUCUUCUAAGUAGUUAUUCAAACUUUGGAUAUUUUCUUUUAAACCACUGAUGCAAAAGCUUACAAAAAGAUUAAGACUAUGAUUUGCCGUGUUUGAAGAUAAUGUAAAGUUCUAACGUUUGCUCAUGUACUGUUUACGGCUAAGUUAACGCAUGAAUUAACUCGGUAUUUCAACUUAAAUCGCUUUUUCAGGUUUCCUUUCUAAUUCUGUCGGGAUCACUUCCUGUGUAUAUAGUAAUUUUAAAAACUUUUUUUUUUUCAAUCUCGGCAAAUAGUGGCCUUAGGAAUAUUUAUCUCGAUUUCAAAGGAUAAUUGUUAAAUGUGUCCAGGUUUUUCAGUGACCAAAAAAACGUGGAUCUUUAAAUAACGGGUUUUGUAGCUGAAAAGGAACAAAUUCAAACUGAAGAGAUGGCGUUUGGCUCAAAUUUCAGUAAUUUUAAAUAUCGUAAAUAUCAAUAAUGUGUAAGCGGAACUAUAUGGUUUUAUCAGACACAUUACCAUUAAGGUGUCCUUCGCUUUAUGGCUACUUUUCAGGAAAAAGAGAUGAAAUUUGGCUUCUGCGAAUAAAUUUAACAACAUGACGCCACAAUGACGUAGAGAGACCGGUCUUAUUGCUGGUUUUCAGUGUCACGCCAUUCAAAAUCGAUUGAAAUCAAAAUCAAAACCGUUCAAUAGUUUAAUGCCAGAAUCUGGGAAAUCAAAGGAGGUAAAUAUACAAAGAGCCUCGCCAAGAUUCGGGUCAGAGGAAUAUUUCUUAUAGAGAUAUCCGAAGAAAUGUUUUACUCAAAUUUAAAGGAAUUUGUAAGGAGACGCCAUGCUGGUGCCCACCUGGAUGGACACCAACAUGGCGGACGGAAACCAACAGAAACAUCUGUUACCGAGUUUUGCUACAAAAACGAGAAUUUAUCCCUCGAGGAACUCAUAAACAUCAAAGUAAUACUGGUUCUAAUACAUUAGCCGUUUAAAUAAAAAAAUUCCCCAAAGUAAGUCACUUUUUUAAACCUACAUUACGGCGCUCUCGGCCGUCAUGUAAAAGCCGCGUCACGCAAAAGCUAAGAAAUUUAUGCGUACUCUAACACAAAACCAAGAACGCUUUUGAAGCAAAAAUUUGUAUGAACGAUAGUUUUCAGCUGCUCUAAUACAUGAUGAAAGUAAAAUCUCAGUAGGAUCGAUAGUUUUGCAGUUUGAAUUUUAGUGACAUCAUGUGAAAACCAACAAUAUGAAACGCGUGCUAAAUGAAUUCAACAACUCGAUUAAUCUAUUCUCCUCUUCCCAUCAGGGUCAGUGUUAGGAGACUGGGAAGUAACAAUAACAAAUAUUACCAAUUCGUCAGCACUCGUGUCGUGGCCCCCGCCCCCGAGUAGCUUUGCGGGUGGAGCCACUGUUGAGGGGUACCUUCUAAUUGGCGAUCAAGCUUCAAGGGAAAUAUACCAUCCAACUUGGUUAUCGGCAUCUCAAAGUGCUCACCUCGUUGAAAACCUGCUUGCGCGAACGAACUAUACUGGUAAAAUCGUGGUCAUUCUAAGUAAUGGAACGCGUGGCAGCACAGACUGGAAAAGUUUUCAAACUAAAGAAGGAAGUGAGUGGUUAAUUUUACAUUAAGAGUUUAUUAAAUUUCAUGCAAUUCAAUUCACUUCGGUGAUUCUUAACCAAUGGACAUUAUUGAGAGGCUAAACAGUCAAGAGCAAAACCUAAACAGCUGUUUAAGAAGUGAUGAAGUGAAAAACCAUCGUUACUUAGUCCUGUACAUGCUACGUGAGAACUUUAAGGCUCAACUAUAUAUACUUUGUCAUAAUAGAGUGAAACGUAAACAUGUGUUAAAGAAUUGAGGUGAAAUAAUAUCUUUUUUCAGUCCUGCUUAGGUUGAAAUUUUACUUCAAGAAUUAAGAAGGCUCAGCAUACACUACUUCGUUAUAAAAGAGUAAAAUGCUCGCAUUUGACUAUUGGUACAUCUAAGUGAUGGGUAUUUAAGAACGAUGGAAUGCAGUUUGAAGAAAAAACAUUAAAAGCUCUUUUAUCCCAGGUCACUUUGGUAUGGGCGUAGCUUGUUAUCUAUUACGUUCCUUUGAUUUGUUUCAAUAUGGUGAUUACCUAUAUAUGAGGUCUCCGUUUAUGACUUGCAUUGUCAAACUUGACCCCACUGUUUUCGGGGAGCCUUUGAUUUUGGAAUAUUUAAAGUAUGAUUUAUCUUCUUGUUGCCAGUUCCAUCUAGGAACCCUCGUAUUUACGAGCGUAAAGCCACCGACUUCAGCACUCUUUGGAUCAGGUGGGAAAAGUUGGAGGAAAGUGCAAGAGGAGGAACUCUUUUAGGAUAUCGAGUCCACGUGGAAGAAAACUACCAUGGCGAUUAUCGACCCAUAAAUUUGUUUUUCAAAGUUGUGACUGUGGGCCCUGAUGAGUUUGAGUAUAACAUAACAGGACUCCCACAGUGGACUGAGUUCCAGGUGUGGGUUACAGCCUACACAGCAGCUGGAGAAGGAAUCCAGCAGAACAAAGAAUGGAUGAGAACAAGUAAGUCAUUAUUUUCGACUUGAAUGCUUCAAAAAUAAAAACAAAUCAAAUUGGUAAAGAACUCUAAAAUAUUUUGUCAGGUUAUUUUUUUACAUUGUCCUCGAUAGCGAUACUGGUUGUUCCUGGCGAUUUAUGGUUCCAGCGCGCUGCACUCUUGGGCAUACAACGCUGUAAAAACACUUUUUGUAAUAUCAUUUUUUACAGUGGGAACCUCAAAUGUUGCUUAUAAUUUGGAUAAUAUAUUACGAAAAGCACAAAAGUGAUUUAUAAUUAACUACUUUGAUAUGGACAUCAUUUUGUAUGUUGCUCCAAAAGACUGAUUGGUCACUAAAUUUACCAGGUAAAUGGAUUUAUUUAUGGUUGUUGAUAUGCAAAGGUCAUGGGGGAAAACUUCAGAAUUUAUUAGUCCCUUUGAAAUUUGUUCACCCACCUGAUAAACUCCUGAAAAACAACAACAACAACAACAACAAGCAAACAGAAACAAAAAAUACACUCAUUCUCAAUUUGCUUUUUGUAAUGGUCAAAACGGGAGCCGCAGUGUUUUAUCAUGGUUACAAAUUUGAGCUCCCACGAAGCGCAAAAUUUUAGAUUUUUUCAAGCCUGGUAGGCAAUUUUUACUUUUCGCUGUAAAUAUUAUAUGUUGAUUCUUGUUUGACACUGUUUUAAAAAAACAAAACAAAAAUGUUUGUAGAAAAUAUUAUAUUCGCUCUUGAUACCUUUUGUUAUAUUACAGAACUAGUUAGUAGACCAUUUUGAUGGUUUCUUUACUUUUCAUCUUAGAAUGCGGUUGGUGGCUGAAUAGCACUACCGAUUUCAUUCGAAGUCCCGGGUAUCCUAACGAAAUGACCUAUUCUGAGUGCGUCUGGUACAUCCAGUCGAGAAACAAAAGUGUCCUGUUGUGGUUUGUUCAUGCUGAUAUUGAGCACGAUUGCGAGUAAGUUAUUUUAAGACGAAAUCCACCAGGAAAUUGAGUAAUUUUAAUUUUCAGUGGACAAAAAUCGUGUACCCGAAUAAUUUAAAGAAUAUUACAUUCUCUUUUACAUUUUUCAAGGGCUAAAGAUGUAAUAAAUCAUCUGUAGUAACACCAAAGAAAAUUUCUAAUGGAAGCCCGAGAAAAUAAAUGUCAAAUUUCACAAGAAUUGUGAUUAUGCCAGGUAAAAAUCUAAAAAUUUCAUGUGUAAUAAGCAAUUUUGUGAAAUUUGACAUUCAUUUUCUAGGGCUUCCAUAACAAUAUUUUUUUGGGUGUUACUACAGAUGAUUUAUUACAUCUUUAGCCCUUAAAAAAUGUAACAAAGAAUGCAAUAUGCUUAAAAUUAUUCUGGUAUAAGAUUUUUGUCCACUGAAAAUCAAAAUUACUCAAUGUCCUGGUGGAUUCUGUCUUAAUAAUUAAGACAAAUGUGUGAGGUUCAGAUUAAUUACACCGAUUUACAUUUUAUUCAUUUAAGUGGUUUCCGAUGUCGUCGUUUUAUGCAUGUCGUUAUCCACCCUGCCAACAGAGCCUUUCUUUGGCUUGCUAAAUUUUGGCGUCCAUGAGCGAGUAAGAUCUUUGUUGAGCAUGCGCAGCACGUUGCUAUGAUAUAGUUUCGAAUCCAGGUCUAAUAGCCGUGUGCUUGCUACAGUGGGCUCGGUUAUGACCAUAGGUAGUUAUUAAUAGUAGGGUGCUUGGAAGAAAAUAAAAUAAAAUAGAUGAAAAAAGAAAGAAGGAAAGAAAACGAGAUUGAUUAGUCUAGAAGUUUGGGCCUCGGCGACCUCAAAGGCUUGACAUGAUUCAAGAAGAGCUGCCUUUUCUCCUCCUUCAAGAAGACAGGAAGACAUAAGGAGGCUUUGCUCGUAGGAUGGUCGUUAUGGAGUCGAUUCAGGUAUUAAAUAAUUUGUCAUAAUUUAUCCGACGCAAUUUUUAAUGACACGGUACUCGAAUUAAUCGAAUGGGUACUUUGCAGUCUUCCAGGAUGUAAAUAGGAUUACAACCGAUAUAAAUACUGCUAGGUCACAUUACAUGCAUGUGUCUGGGAUUACCAAUUAUGGUGUCACUGGCUUCAGUGUUUAAAGGAAUAAAUCACAAAAUGUAAUUCAACGUAUCCGGCAAAAGCAGCCGCUCCUCCUCGCUUCUCGCCGAUGGAGAAGUUUCGCGAGGAGAAAGGAGCGACUCAGUACUUUCGCAGGCUAAAAAACACGAGUCUUUGUUUUUAAUCUACAGGCGCCAUUUUGUGGCUGUUGGAGAUUAUAGUGGAGUUGAACCGAAAAGAUGGUGCGGCGUUACCUUUGAACAUAAACCUGUCCUCAUGCAGGCGCACAGGGUGCCUUUACUCUAUGAGAGUCACAAUCAUAUGAGCGAUCAGAGAAAAGGAUUUGAAUUGGUUUAUAUAGUCUUGAAUGAAUCUACAUGGGAAGGUAUGUGCGCAACCUUUAUUUACUAGAUAUCUUUGGAUGAAACUCCAUGAAAAUUGAAACGUGUAUGGCGGAAUUAAAGGACGGGAAGACAGGUUAUCGCUUACAAAAUGAAAGUUGUCUUCCCUUCAAAAUCCUUUUAGUAUUAUUUUCUAGUUUUCUAUACCUGUCCAAUAUCUAAAAGUUAAUCACAUGACUUUCAAACGAUGAAAAGAACAUGCAACGAACAGGAGACUGAAAAAGAAUCUAAUUCGAAAUGUCCUUUGUGCCCAGAAUACAUUCAAGAAAAUUGACGUUUAUAUAAGAAUACUCAUGGCCGAGGAAAUUCUCUACCAAAUCGUCAUAACGAUUUCGUACUGGUAUUCCAUGAAAUACCCCAUGCAAAGGAACAUUUAUCAUUAGAUGAAGAAUGCUUUGCUUUUUUUAGUAACACAAAUAAUCAGAAACGAUAUAAUCGCACGAUCUGCAUAGUUAAUGGUUAUUUUUAUAUAUAUUUUUAGCUACCCUUGUGCCAAACUGGAGCGUAUUCAACAUCACGAAAAUAGAUCUUGACAAAAUAGUAGUUGAGUGGCAUCAUCAUCCACCAGUGACGUCUCCACUCGAAUUAUUUGCAUAUGCAGUGGUUUGUACACCUACCGAUGGAAAGCUAGGUCCAACCCUCACAACUGUUCGUGGGAAUAUAAACAGAACGGAAGCACAUCGUCUGAGACCUGGAACUAAUUAUUCCGUGGAAAUUGUAGCCUUGAUUUAUAACAAUCAAACCGAGGAGAUCACUUUAAAAAAAAGUCAGAGCGAAGACUUGGAGACUGACGAAGGAGGUAAAACGAUCUUAAUUCUUAGCGUACAGUGUACUUGCAUUGGUAAGGUCACCCUCUUAGUCGUGGCAAAUUUUCGGUUUCUCUACAUAAACACUUCAGUUGCCGAGCCUAAAGAAUAUAUUUUUACAUCAAGGCUUAAAUUUGUAAUAUCUUAAGAAUAUGAUAAGAAUAAGGGUAUUUCAAUUCAAAUUUCUGCAUAGAAGAGUAGCUACAAACGACUUCCUUCUUAAGAUAGGCUAAAAGGAAACAGACUCCUGUUCUUUUUGCGCUGGUUCCCCAGAGACACUUACGCACCUUUUUUGGCACUGUAGAUCAACUCAGACUUUUUGUAAUAAUGUUUCGCAGUGGACCUCCGAAGAGCUUGACUUGACCAACUUGAACAUUACCCCCUUUUCGCCAGCUCUUUGCCUCGGCUUAAUUGACAACAUAUUCAAUCUUCUCCUACACCACUUCCUCCUCAUUGCUAGACAUUAUAUACCUCCUCAUUGCUAGACAUUACAUAUAUAUAUAUAUAUAUAUAUAUAUAUAUAUAGUUGCAAACUACGAAAUACUAUUCCUAUGGUACCAGUGUACAGUCAGUUGGUCAUACGCUCCUAGAAAUUGAGAAACAGUAUUGCGUUUGAUAAUAAUAACUUAGCCUCUUUAAGGAAGAAAUGGGCUACUUUCAAACAAUGCCCCAAAGUGCAAGUGACAAACGGGCAGAUGGGUGAUGGAGGACCAUAAGGCAGGCAGCCUUCUCUUAAUUGUUAAUAUAUAAACUAUAGUAUUUUUGUGGACUUUGUCUUUCUUUUUCUUUUUCUUUCUUUUUUGUAAACGAUAACAGUUACCUGUAAUAAAUUGUAAAUGUAAUGUAUUGUAAUUGUUUGUGUGUGCGAAAUAGUAAAAGAAAAAAAGAAAAAAAAAGAAUAAACCCAAGGCCGAAAAGAAUAUAAUUUUCUGUGCUGAAAAAUCUUGUAACUUAAUCAUGAAAUGAUUUCUUUCUCUUAGCGGCAAAACUAGACACCGAAACGGAAAACAAUGUGCCAUUGCCAUGUUAAUUGCAAUUUAUACCCCAAUACAUUCUAAAACGGAAAAGUCGAAGGCUAGUAUUUAAGAAUAAUACAAGAAUAUUUUCAGCCUAAAAUCGUAUUGAACUAUAAUCUUUUUCCAUUUUAAGCUUAGCCUGACUAUUCUAUGUACCAUAAGGGAGUCAGUAGUUACUGUGUAUUGCCUGCACACUGGCUCCUUGAGAACUUAUCUCCUCCUCAUUUGUUAUUUAAUCUCCAAUCAACCUCAAGUAAACACUUCAAGAGUGUCUUGUUCAUUGUAGUUCCAUCAGAACGUCCCAGUAUAGAAAGGACAAAUACCUACCUCGACGAUUCCACUUUCUUCUAUAUUACGUGGAGGCCAAUUCCUCAUGACAAGUGGAAUGGAAAUCCCCGUGGAUACAAAGUAUUUUAUCGGGCUGGCGAUACAGGAGCAUUUCACACGAAAACUGUCCCACCAGAUGCCCUUGAGGUAAAUAUUACGAUUGAGAGCGACCCAGCACCUUACGAAAUCAGGGUGGCAGCCUUUACCAGAGCUGGAGAUGGACCGAUGAGUGAUCCUCGAGAACGGCGAGGUACCUUUGAAAUUAGCCUUGUUUCAUUUAAAUGAAAUACUUUUGAUUAUAAUUCAUAAUGUUAAACGUAGGCUCGUUCUAGCGAUGCUCACAUGAAGAUUCUAGGUAUUCAACUCUUCAUUUUUCCCAUAAAGCUGAAGAAUUAUUGAUCAUAGAUUUCAAGUGCGCGCAAUUUAGCUGUAGAAAUACUUUACCGUGCUCUUUGAUAACUAGACUUUGUAGAAUGGGUCAACAAUGGGGUGUUGUGAAACAAGUUUCUUGAGACCAAAAUUAGUUAGACUCAUAACAUAUGAGUUAAUGAUUGCGAGUAAGUUAUUUGAAGAAGGAUCCUCCAGGAAAUUGAGUAAUUUUAAUUUUCAGUGGACAAAAAUCGUGUACCCGAAUAAUUUAAAGAAUAUUACAUUCUCUUUUACAUUUUUCAAGGGCUAAAGGUGUAAUAAAUCAUCUGUAGUAACACUAAAGAAAAUUUCUAAUGGGAGUCCGAGAAAAUAAAUGUCAAAUUUCACAAGAAUUGUGAUUAUGCCAGGUAAAAAUCUAAAAAUUUCAUGUGUAAGAAGCAAUUUUGUGAAAUUUGACAUUCAUUUUCUAGGGCUUCCAUGAGAAUAUUUUUUGGGGUGUUACUACAGAUGAUUUAUUACAUCUUUAGCCCUUAAAAAAUGUAAGAAAGAAUGCAAUAUGCUUUAAAUUAUUCUGGUACAAGAUUUUUGUCCACUGAAAAUCAAAAUUACUCAAUGUCCUGGUGGAUUCUGUCUCAAUAAUUAAGACAAAUGUGUGAGGUUCAGAUUAAUUACACCGAUUUACAUUUUAUUCAUUUAAGUUGUUCCCGAUGUCGUCGUUUUAUGCAUGUCGCUAUCCACCCUGCCAACAGAGCCUUUCUUUGGCUUGCUAAAUUUUGGCGUCCAUGAGCGAGUAAGAUCUUCGUUGAGCAUACGCAGCAUGUUGCUAUGAUAUAGUUUCGAAUCCAGGUCUAAUAGCCGUGCGCUUUCUACGGUGGGCUCGGUUAUGACCAUAGGUAGUUAUUAAUAAUAAGAUGCUUGGAAGAAAAAUAAAACAACAUAAAUGACAAAAAGAAAGAAAGAAAGAAAACGAGAUUGAUUAGUCUAGAAGUUUGGGCCUCGGCGACCUCAAAGGUUGGACAUUCAAGCAGAGCUGCCUUUUCUCCUCCUUACUGAAGAAGAAAAAAGAGGCUUUGCUCGUAGGAUGGUCGUUAUGGAGUCGAUUCAGGUAUUACAUAAUUUUUCAUAAUUUAUGCGUCGCAAUUUUGAUGGCACGGUCUUCGAAUUAAUCAAAUGGGUAGUUUGCAGGCUUCCAGGAUGUAAAUAGGAUUACAACCGAUAUAAAUAAUGCUAGGUCACAUUACAUGCAUGUGUCUGGGAUUAUCAAUUAUGGUGUCACUGGCUUCAGUGUUUAAAGAAAUAAAUCAUAAAAAGUAAUUCAACGUAUCCGGCAAAAGCAGCCACUCCUCCUCGUCUCUCGCCAAUGGAGACGUUUCGCGAGGAGAAAGGAGCGGCUCAGUUCUUUCGCAGGCUAAAUUCAAAGAGUCUUGGUUUUUAAUCCACAGGCGCCAUUUUGUGGCUGUUGGAGAUGAUAGUGGUGUUGUACCAAAAAGAUGGUGCGGCGUUACCUUUGAACAUAAACCUGUCCUCGUGCAAGCGCACAGGGUGCCUUUAGUCUAUGAGAGUCACAAUCAUAUCAGCGAUCAGAAAAAAGGAUUUGAAUUGGUUUAUAUAGUGUUAAAUGAAUCUACAUGGGAAGGUAGGCAUAUGCGUAACCUUUAUUUACUAGUUAUCUUAGGGUGCAACUCCAUGAAAAUUGAAACGUGUAUGGGGGAAUAAAAGGACGGGAAGACAGGUUAUCACUUACAAAAUGAGAGUUGUCUCCCCUUCAAAAUCCUUUUUUCGAUAUUUUCCAUACCUGUCCAAGAUCUAAAAGGUAAUCACAUGACUUUCCAACGAUGAAAAGAGCAAGAAGGCGAAUAGGAGAGUUAUAAAGAAUCUAAUUCGAAAUGUCCCGUUUACGAUAUGCCCAGAAUACAUUCAAGAAAAUUGACGUUUAAAAAAGAGUUCUCAUAGCCGAGGAUAUUCCCUACCAAAUCGUGAUAACGAUUUCACACUGGUAUUCCAUAAAAUAUCCCUUGCAAAGGAACGCUUAUCAUUAGAUGAAAAAUGCUUUGCGUUUUUUACUAACACAAAUAAUCAGAAAUGAUAUAAACACACGAUCUGUAUAGUUAAUGGUUAUUUAUAUAUAUAUAUUCUUAGCUACCCGUGUUCCAAACUGGAUCAUAUUUAACAUCACGAAGAUAGAUCUUGACAAGGUAGUAGUUGAGUGGCAUCAUCAUCCACCAGUGACGUAUCCGCUCGAAUUAUUUGCAUAUGCAGUGGUUUGUACACCUACCGAUGGAAAGCUAGGUCCAACCCUCACAACUGUUCGUGGGAAUAUAAACAGAACGGAAGUACAUCGUCUGAGACCCGGAACUAAUUUUUCCGUGGAAAUUGUUGCCUUAAUUUAUAACAAUCAAACGGAGGAGAUCACUUUAGAAAGAAGUCAGAGCGAAGACUUGGAGACUGACGAAGGAGGUAAAACGAUCUUAGUUCAUAGCGUACAGUGUACUUGCAUUGGUAGGGUCACCCUCCUAGUCGGGGCAAAUUUUCCGUUUCUCUAUGUAAACACUUCAGUUGCCGAGCCUAAAUAAUAUAUUUUAUAAGAAUAUCAAGGCUUAAAUUUGCAAUAUCUUAAGAAUAUGAUAAGAAUAAACCCAAGGCUGAAAAGAAUAUAAUUUUGUGUGCUGAAAAAUCGUGUAACUUAAUCGUGAAAUGAUUUCUUUCUCUUAUCGGCAAAACUAGACACCAAAACGGAAAACAACGUGCCAUUGCCAUUAAUUGCAAUUUAUACCACAAUACAUUCUAAAAAGGAAAUUUAAGAAUAAUGCAAGAAUAUUUUCAGCGCAAAAUCGUAAGAAAAAUAAUAAUAUUCAGCCUGGACCGGAAAAACAAAAUUAUUUUAAAAAGAAAAGAGUGUACCAAGUUCAGUUCAGUCAAGGUUGCAUUGCGCCGAGAGUCAUAAUCUGCAAGUCGUUUUUCUUCUUCGUAUUUAGGACACAACAGGGAGGUCGGUCUCCCAGGCUUUCCUAGUGGAGACCACGAGACGAGACCACGAGACAACUUUCAUUGUAUGCAAAUGAGACUCGUGAUGAGCAUAAUUAUGGUUUAUUCUUGGCGAUGAUUGAGAUGAUACACGUAGUUGAUCACGUUCCGUAAUUUUACGUAGCAAUGAUGUAAUCUUUCCCCGAACCAAGACCCUUGAUUUUUGUGUUUUCAUACUCGCGUAUUGAAAAACAAAUUCCCUGAGGAAUACUCGACGGUCGAUAAAGUAGGACGUGAAAAUAUUAUAGCGGAGGAAAUCAUGUUUAGUGGUGUAUUGAGGCAUUGCUUUUCUCAGAAUAUUGACGCAAUUACUGGAACUCUACAGUUAAAUACAUUCGAUAAUGCAGAUUCAGUUUGUUUUAUGUAUUUAACUGAUAGAUUUUCGCAGUUGUUAAGUUGUGAAGUCGCGUUAUACUUUAUAAAUACCUGACAUAUCAACGAUUUAAGCUUCAUCACGCACUCUACUUGCAGCACUCAUCGGCCAAUGGAAAUUACUGAUCUACAGAUUAAAGCAGUCUAUUUAUUUUUGAAGUUCUCUAGUUUGGGAAAUGUGUAUUCUGUUAUUUUUCAUACUGACGUCCUCAUUGAUGUUUCCUUGAUGUCGUAGAUUUGCAGGGUCUCGAUCUUGGCCUCUUGGUAUUGCCUGUUACUGUGGAAGACUGCUUGAAAUUACAGCAUAUUGCCGAGACUUAAUUGGAAAUUCCCACUUUAGAUUUAUAGACUGUAACGAUUGAACAAUAAUCUUUUUCCAUUUUAUGCCUAGCCUGACUAUUCUAUGAACCAUAAGGCAGUCAGUAGUUUACAGUGUAUUGCCUGCACACUGGCUUCCUGAGAAUUUAUCUCCUCCUCAUUUCUUAUCUAAUCUCCAAUCAACCUCGAGUUAACACUUCAAGAGUGUCUUGUUCAUUGUAGUGCCAUCAGAACGCCCCAGUAUAGAAAGGACAAAUACCUACCUCGACGAUUCCACUUUCUUCUAUAUUACGUGGAGGCCAAUUCCUCACGACAAGUGGAACGGCAAUCCCCGUGGAUACAAGGUCUUCUAUCGCGCUGGCGAUACAGGAGCAUUUCACACAAAAUCUGUCCCACCAGAUGCCCUUGAGGCAAAUAUUACGAUUGAGAGCGGCCCAGCACCUUACGAAAUCAGGGUGGCAGCCUUUACCAGAGCUGGAGAUGGACCGAUGAGUGAUCCACGAGAACGGCGAGGUACCUUUGAAAGCAGCCUUGUUUCAUUUAAAUGAAAUGCUUUUGAUUAUGAUCCAUGUUAAACAAAGGCUCGUUCUAGCGAUGCUCACAUGCAGAUUCUAGGUAUUCAACUCUUCCUUUUUCCUAUGAAGCUGAAGAAUCGUUGAUCAUAGAUUUCAAGUGCACGCAAUUUAGCUGUAGAAAUACUUUACCGUGCUCUUUGAUAACUAGACUUUGUAGAAUGGGUCAACAAUGGGGUGUUGUGAAACAAGUUUCUUGAGACCAAAAUUAGUUAGACUCAUAACAUAUGAGUUAAAAGGAAGUCAAAGACAGACCUGCGCAGAUUCCCAAUGUAUUUUUUUUGUGUGGUUACGUCGUAUUAUCAGCUGCCUUCAAGUUAUAUUUUUUCAUCUUAAAGGCAUGUGUUUUAGAGAUCUACCUGUGGGAUAAUUAUAAUCGGAGAUAUUUUCUUUUAACAGGGGCUGAUUUUUUAUUAGACUCCAGUUUGCCAUGAGGGUCUUUUUAAAAUCUUGUACCGCACUGAUUACCAUUAAACUUGUUUCUAUAGAAUUAAUAUCUCAAGGAGCCUUUAUUAACAUUCGUAUAAAAAAUAAGGAAAGAAUGGAGAAAUUUCAGCCAAAAGCUCGCGGCAUAUUUCGAUUACUUAACUGAUUGAUUUUGCAGCAUACCAAGCUGACGUUAUUGGAAGAAUGGGUGUAUUCACAAGUCCUGGGUUCCCACAGACCAUACCUGGAAAUCUGGAGUGUUACUGGGGUUUCCAUCCAGUCUAUGUUCCUCAGCGUUUCCGGAUGGUGGUGGCUUUUGAGGCGGUCUACCUCAGGGAUUCCGAAGGAGCUCCAAACUGCACGUGAGUAGAACUAGUUUUUUAGCCAACUGUUUUUUUUUUCAAAACAACUAGCAAGCUUAUUAGCCUCCAUUGCAGACAUUUUGAGGGCUUUGUCACGCGUUUAAGGCUUUCCCGAGAAGGGGAGGAUUAAGUAACGAUCCAAAAGUUCGUCUGUGCGGGAAGCUAAAAGCUUAUAAAAAGAUAGAAAGCUGAGCAGCAAAUCAUACCCAGAGCACACGUUCUCAAUCCUCCCGUUUUAUCUUUUUUCGUUUGAUUCUAUUUCAGAAAUUUGCAGAAUGAUUGGAUGGGAGUUGCUCGCAUUAACCCUUUGAGGUUCAUAUCUGGCCCGUUCUGUGGAACCUACCGUCCCUUCGCUGUGCUUUCCUGGGAACACACAACCGAUACUCCUUAUAUGGGCUUUUUCACAGGCGAUGGACCAGCUAAUCGAGGCUUCAAUGCCACUUACUUUGUCGUCUUUGAUGUUUCAAAAAUAAGUAAG